AUGGAUCCUUCACAGUCCAAGAAGUUGAAACCCACCAGAGCUGGAGGGAACCCACCUACUUUCCGGAGUAAAGGUGGCUUCCGAGGGGAGACCUGUACGUCGCCCAGGAUUGCGGGCUGUGGUUUCGGUGGCACGGGAAUGAAGCGGUCUCGUUUAGAACCGAUUGCUGUGUUAGGCCUCCAAGACACCCAUCCCAGCAGACCUCAUCGAACCCGGAAGCUGGGCCUCUGUUUGCCGACCCGCCACUCUAGAACUUGGCCUCGGCCUCCCAGGCAGCUCAAGGCAGGAUGGGGGCAAGGUGGGAGCCAACUCCUACCUGAUGUAGGAGGCAGGCCACUUCUCCCAGCACCCUCCAGAGGCAGCUCAGGCGUGAGCUUCCCUUUUUCGUCCAGACAGGCCAGCACUGACCCUGGUGGCCACCAGCCAGCAGCAUUAUCACCUUCUCUGCUCCUGACAAUCACAGGGGGCUUUGCACUGGGUCGCCUGGCAUCAAAGCAAGAGUGUCAUAAUCCUCCACUCGGGAAGUCCCAACGGUUGCCGGGUAACACGAUAGGCAGAGACCGGGGAGAGUUUCGGAAGGCAAGCAAAGAGAGGCUGUGGAUUAAUCCGGAGUUUGACACAGACACGAGAAAACUCAAGAGAGGAAAAGCCCACAGAGAGGAAAUUGACAUCACUUUUUCCCACUUCAGUGGAAGAGAUCUCUGGGUGAUUGCAACUCAGACCCAACUUCUUCACUGGAAGUGUCUUGCUGCCAAUGACAGUGAACAUGGAAGCUACCUUCUUAAAUCAAUCUACCCAUCUUCCAUAGUCAUUACCAAAUGUCACCGAAUCCUCUGUGGCCAGAAACAACUACUGUUUGCUUGAAACACCGCUUCGUUUAUAUGCUGGAAUAUGACACAUCUUAGAAACGGCAAAUCAAGAAGCAUUCUAAAAACUAAGCACUGGCAAGAAAACAAAAUGUAACUUUAUAUUGUCCAAAACACCAGACCGGGAAAUACCAUCAUUUUGCACUCGCUGCAAUCAGAGCCAUUAAUGGACCUCAUCUUUCUAAUUCUGAGUACACUUUUAAAAUGUGUGCCCUGUAAGUUCCGGCAAUUAAAGCCCGGGGUUUUUGUUGUUGUUUUGGUGAUGAGUGCAGAACUGUUUAAGGAUUUCUUGGAGUUGUUUAA
Felis catus (domestic cat) is the source of this 1169-nucleotide messenger RNA. RefSeq lists its product as uncharacterized. NCBI's taxonomy places the organism in Eukaryota, Metazoa, Chordata, Mammalia, Carnivora, Felidae. The transcript is spliced from 4 exons. The record is from RefSeq and is a predicted model, not a curated record. Bases 1 to 864 code for a protein of 287 amino acids.